This is a messenger RNA of Cetraspora pellucida, 293 nucleotides long. The record is from the annotation of a GenBank genome assembly. NCBI's taxonomy places the organism in Eukaryota, Fungi, Glomeromycota, Glomeromycetes, Diversisporales, Gigasporaceae.
UAUUAGAUACAGCAAAAGAGAAAGUAUCAGCAUCAGAAUCAAAAAUAAAUGAUGUAAGGUCUUGUUUAAAAGAAAUUUUAGCCAAAAAACAAAUAACAAUGCAAAGCAUCAAAGGCCUUGAGAUAUUUGUAGAUGCAUCAACUACAGGUUGGUCUGCUACAAUAGAAGAAAAAUGUGCAUUCAGAAAUUGGGAAAACAACCAUAGACAUACAGAUAUCACUUUCCUUAAAUCAAUGGCAAUGUUACUUAGUCUUGAGUCAUUCACACCUACUAUUGCCCACCAUCACAUCACU